AUGUCGAAGUCGCAAGACAAAUGUGUUUCAAGUGUGCAUCCUCCUUCAUGCACACCACCGAGCCGAAGUUCCUUUAUCGAUUGCGAUAUGGUUGAAUCGCUUGGUUGUGUUCCAUCUGCCAUUGCAGAGAAUUUAUCUAAUCAACAGGAAAACGUAUCCGGCGAUGUGGUCGUCGACGGUGAGAAGUCGAACAAGGUCAUGCAACUGUCAGAUAUUACUGAGGUUGGAAGUGAAGAGAUGGAGCUUGGUGAUGAGUUACCAAAUCACGGUUGCUUUCAAGAAGACGAGAUACCAAGAGUUGGAAUGCGCUUUGCGCAGUUACAGAUGGCUCGUGACUUUUAUGUUACAUACGCAAAGAAAGUAGAAUUUGCAACUAAGAAAAGGAUGACAACAUAUGACAUCACAAAGAUGCCUGUUAACCAAGCUAUCCACUGCAAUCGCGACGGGUUUCGUGGGUCUCGUGUCAAAGCACCAACCCGGAAGAACAUGAUUUCAGCUGCUGGGUGCAAGGCAAGGAUAUAUGUGAAGUUUGAUAAGGACAUGCAAGAGUGGAUUUUGUUCAAGGUUGAGUUUAGGCACUCACACUCAUGUUCAGCGAGAAAGGCAGUGCACUACCAUGAGUAUAGGCAGCUGACCAUGCAUGUGAAAUACAUGAUCGAGGAUAAUGAUGAGGCUGAGAUUCGACCAAACAAGACAUUCCUAACUUUGGCAAAUGAGGCUGGGGGCCCAUCUAACCUGGGAUUCUCAAAAAAGGAUUUAAGAAACUAUAUAACAGCAAGGCUCCGAACUAGCAAUGUGAAUGCGGAUGUCAGGGAGAUGAUGAACUACUUCAUGAGAAUGAAGGACAUCAAUCCGAACUUCUUUUACGCGGUGAAGUUGGAUGAUGAGUGCAUGGAUUACGGUUUGUGUCAUUCGUCGAGGUCAACCACCAUGAAAUGCAUUACGCGACACACGCCACCGGUGGUGCAUCUGGCAUAUUACGAAGAAGUUAUCGCAAAAGUUUGGGGGUUAUUGCCGAUUGAGGAGUCAUUUGAGGAUAACUGGUCUGAAUUUAUAGAUGAGUACAACUUACAUAACAACACAUGGCUGUUAGACCUGUAUGAUGAUCGACGCAUGUGGGUCUCCAUAUACUUCAAGGGUGAAUUUUGGGCUACUAUGAGGAGUACACAAAGGAGUGAGAGCAUGCACGCAUUCUACGGUGGAUUCUUACACAAUAGGACUAGCUUAGUUCAAUUUGUUCAUGAAUAUGACAAUGUGCUUGGAAUCAAGGAGCAGAGCGAAUUGGAGGAUGAUACUGCAGACUCGAGGGGGGUUAUCCCUUGUGCAACGAGCUCGCUUAUGGAGAGACAAUUUCAGCAAGAGUACACUACCAGCAUGUUUAGGGAUGUUCAAACUGAGUUCAUGAAGAAGGCUGAUUACAGAGUCUCUGUAGUUGCCGAAGAGGGGGCAUCAGUGUGCAUGAAGGUGGAAGAGGAGAAAUUAGUCAACAAUACUAUUCUCUGCGUUCCAUACGAUGUCCACUUUGACCGUUUCACACAGGAGUUUUUCAUUCGUAUAAAGUGUACAAAGUAUCUACCUGUUAUGUUCUCCCUCGAUGGAGCAAGAAAAAUAAAGCGCAAGCAUACGUAUGUCAAGAGUAGCAAUGAUAUCAGUUGGUCGGAUGAGAGUCAUGUUGCAUUCAAGGGACUGUGUGCACAUUUCUACAAUGUUGCUCAAGAGUUCGUCGGUGACCACGACAAAACAACAUUGCUGCAUGCUGCUCUAGAAGAAACAAGGGCCAAGUUGGCUGUGCACCGUGCCAAAAAGAGGUCCGAGAGUGUGGUGGAGACCCACACCAGUAUUGGCUCACAGACUCUGAAUGUUGUCGGUGUCGCUAACAUCCAAGGCCCAUCAAAAGUAAGCACAAAGGGUCGGCCAAAGAGUAAGAGGCUCGACGCUGCCCUGGAGAAGUCCUUCAAGAAUUCUGCUCGGAGGAAAAACAAGAAUGCAUUCUCGGUGGUUUGUCCGAACGCAUCUCAAGAUGUAAACCUUGGUGCUGUUGGUGGCCAAAAUGUUCCUAAACAAGCCGGUGGUUUCAUGUCUUUGUUAAACUCCUUCAACAAAAAUUAG
Messenger RNA from Arachis stenosperma, 2109 nucleotides. Its product is annotated as protein FAR-RED IMPAIRED RESPONSE 1-like. The record is from RefSeq and is a predicted model, not a curated record. Lineage: Eukaryota; Viridiplantae; Streptophyta; Magnoliopsida; Fabales; Fabaceae. The transcript has 9 exons. Gene Ontology annotation, biological process: regulation of DNA-templated transcription. Bases 1 to 2109 code for a protein of 702 amino acids.